AUCUCCAAUUCUCCAUCUCUCGUGCGGCUGUGGCGUUGAGCUGAGAAGCUGAGCACCCAAAAAGCAGCGCGCGCGCGCCGGCCCUAGCCACGACGCACCGCGCGCGCCGGCCGCCGGCGAGGCCCACGACCGCCGCCGCACGCCUUUGGCCAGAUCGCGCAGGCGAGAUCCUCCUAUGGCCGCCUCCGUAGCGCCAGCGUCGUCGUCCGGCUGGGACUUCACCUGUGACUUUGAAAUUGAUUAUGGAUCCGAGGAACGCGCAUCCAUAGUUUACAAAACGCUAGCUGUUGAUAAGGAGUUGCAACCUGACAAGGUAAAGAGGGAGAUGUCUGUUUCUGGUGGCAAGCUCGUCGUGCACUUUGAAGCUGUAGAGGCUCGGUUCCUGCGAGCAUCGUUCAGCGCGUUCGUCGAUCUUACAGUACUGGUUACCAAGCUUGUUGAAGAAUAUGGCAUCAGCAAGGAAGGAGAAGGCAGUAUCUAGCUAGUUUUACUCCCCUGUAUCUUAGAAAAAUGUUUUACAACACCUUUGAGCAUUCAUACCUUCUUUUAUAUCAUAUUAUGUGUGUUCUUCGUUUCUUAGGCCAGAAAUCUACAAGAUAGAAGCAGCUGUUGUAAUUCCAGAUUUCUUGAAUCUUGGUAUGGGAUUUGCCUCUCAAGAGUAACUCUGAACAUACUUGGUUGGGAUAGUAGUCAGUUCUUGUCGCCUUAAAUGAAAAAUCAUGCAUGUAUA
This is a messenger RNA of Oryza sativa Japonica Group (Japanese rice), 730 nucleotides long. RefSeq lists its product as uncharacterized. NCBI's taxonomy places the organism in Eukaryota, Viridiplantae, Streptophyta, Magnoliopsida, Poales, Poaceae. The record is from RefSeq and is a predicted model, not a curated record. Gene Ontology annotation, cellular component: EKC/KEOPS complex.